AUGAGUUAUUAUCAUUACAACGAUAGACAUCGUCAUCGUCAUACGGAACAGUUGCCUAGAGGAGGCGGCGGUAAAAAAAUCCCAGACAGGUGGUUAAAGUAUGACGCCAUAGGAGAUAACGUCACCGGAACAAGGUUUUUACCUUUCAAGACACCCCUACAUUCCCACAUAUGCAAAAAUUCUAACCUACGGGAGAAAUCGUUCGAUAUUGAAAUACUACUACAACAUGCUAGGGAAUCAGGGAAAUCUAUUGGGUUGGUCAUCGAUCUCACAAAUACCGAUAAGUACUAUAACUCAUCUGAUUGGUCAAGAAAUGGAAUAGACUACAUAAAAAUUCGUUGCCCGGGGCACGAAGUUCAUGAACGUGAGGAUGUUGUUCAACAUUUCAACCGAAUAGUUGACGAUUAUGUCAGAUCUCACAAUGAUGAUUCUUUAAUAGGAGUUCAUUGCACACAUGGUCUUAACCGAACAGGCUAUUUAAUUUGUCGGUACCUAGUGGAACGUGAAAAAUGGUCUGCACAACAGGCUAUAGAUGCUUUCGAAUAUGCCCGGGGUUACCCCAUCGAACGAGGGCAAUACAAAACGAAGUUAGCAGCAGUGGAGAACCGAUUAGCGCAGACGGCGGCUCGAACAGAAGUAAUGGAAUCCGAUUCUGUGCACGUCGGUGCAACCCUUCAGGAGAAAACACUGACGGAGAAAACGUCGCAGAGCAAAGUGAAAAAUCAGAAAGAUGAGGACAAAACUGUAUGA
Auanema sp. JU1783 is the source of this 750-nucleotide messenger RNA. Lineage: Eukaryota; Metazoa; Nematoda; Chromadorea; Rhabditida; Rhabditidae. The record is from the annotation of a GenBank genome assembly.